ACACACACACACACAGACACACACAGGGCCAUGGUGGGAUUAGUCUGAAAGGCUGCGGCUCAGAAAUGAGUGGAGGUUUCCUGCAGCCUCUCAUUAAAACUGCUGACACCUCCACAUGGAAUAUCAUUUGUCUGAGGUGCAGUGAGAAGCGGAGCACGAACCGCCGUGUCACACCGACAUGGUGCAUAACACAGGUGUUUGGACGUUCAGAGCAAAUGGACGACCUCUCGGCUGCAAAGUGCUGAAGCUCUGUAAAGUAAUUCCUGUGUUUUACUGCGCGCAUCCCUCAGGAGUUUUGUGUGUCAUCAGGACCUUGAGACACACCCACACACACAAACACACACACACACACACACACACACACACACACAACGGCGUUCAGCCGCUCCCACUCACAGUCGGCCUGGCAGACCUCUAAUCUCUAAAAGAUUGAUGAGGUCCUGUCCAGGCGCAGGAGCCCUGGCACAGCGUUGAUAAGGCAGCUUUCAUUUCAGCACAUUUACUCCCUCACCUCUUGCCUUUCUUCUCCUCUUUUCCAUCACACUGCGCGGCACGGGGACUCGCUUUAGAGCAUGAGAGAGGAUCAUGACGCGCCAGAGCCCUUGGGCAACAAGGACGGUCUUUAAAAAAACCCAGAAACCAUGAAAUGCCCUGAAAGCGACGGCCCUGUUUUCUUCUGUCACUCGGUAGCCGAGCAGGACGCCAGAGACGAGAUGUCACCGUCAAACUGCUGGAGCUGGGAUGUAAUGGGACCGCGGAGAGACGCUCAGAGCUGAGGGCAGCUGAACACACGUCACACGCCGACAGGCGCACAUACUGUACACAAUCACACACUCGAGGGUGCGCCACACAGGACAAUGUGCAACAUCUCGUUCUGUGAUGUGGACAGUAAGGUGGACCAGUUCUUCCAGCCCACGCUCUACAUCAUCGUCAUCGUCCUGGGGCUGCCCACUAACUGUAUGGCCCUGUGGGCUGCCUACAUGCAGGUGCGCCAGCGCAACGAGCUCGGCAUCUACCUGAUCAACCUGUCGGUGGCUGACCUCCUCUACAUCAUGGCUCUUCCUCUGUGGAUCGACUACUUCCUGCAGCACGAUGACUGGAUCCAUGGUCAGGAGAGCUGCAAGCUGUUCGGCUUCAUCUUCUACACGAACAUCUACGUCAGCAUCGCCUUCCUCUGCUGUAUAUCGCUGGACAGGUACCUGGCUGUGGCAUACCCCAUGCGCUUCGCCAAGGUUCGACGAAUCAAAACCGCUGUCCUGGUCAGCGCCAUGGUGUGGAUCAUUGAGAUCGUAGCCAACUCUGCUCCCCUCUUUCACGAUGAGCUCUUCCAGGGUCGUUUCAACCACACCUUCUGCUUCGAGAAGUAUCCCAUGCAGGACUGGGUGGCGGGGAUGAACCUCUACAGGACAUUCCUGGGCUUCCUUGCUCCCUGGACGGCCAUGCUGGUCGCCUACCGCGGGAUCCUUGCUGCGGUGCGCUGCAAUGUCUCGACUGAGCGCCAGGAAAAAGCCAAAAUUCAGAGGCUGGCUUUGAGUUUGAUCCUGAUUGUUUUGUUCUGCUUCGGACCGUAUCACAUCCUCCUCCUUGUGCGGAGUGUCAUGUAUCUGAAGGAGCCAUGUGACUGUGGAUCUGAGGAGAGCUUGUUUGCAGCGUACCAUGUGUCGUUGGCACUGACCAGCCUAAACUGUGUCGCAGACCCCAUUCUGUACUGCUUCGUCAACGAGGGGGCUCGGCACGAUGUCAGUCGAGCCCUCUCGGCGCUGCUGUCUGUGGCCUGCCACAGGGGCUCCUCCUCCUCGCCGUCACACGCCGACAUACUGAACGCUGGUUCGGUUACCAUGGAAACGCCACUAGCGGCAAAGAAGCAGCCCUGCGUGUACGCCGAUGGAGCCAAGACAAGCAUCUACAAGACAGAGCUGGUGGCUCUGAAGGAAGAGUGUCUACAGAUGACCAUCCUCAGUGUUAGGAAGUGACUUCAACGCAGAACGGGGAGAGGCAGACUGCUCCGAACCGCUCAGAUUAGUGGGGGGAGGAAGCUCCUAACAUGUCUGAUAUCUUCUGGUCUGACGGGCUGAAAUCAAAUGCCCUCGUGGCUUCAGAUUCUUGGGGUAAAGCUACACUGAAUGGCAAUUUACCAAGUCAGAAAUGGGAGCGAGAAUGAUGAAGUAAUCGAGACGCAUCUGUAGCGAAUGGCAUCAGCCCCCUGCAACGUGUUUACACCAAUUAUGAGGAGUGGUCAUGUGCACAUCCAGAGAACCUCAGAAAACUGCGGCACAGUACAAAGAUUACCUGCACAAUAAAACGCAUACUGUACACACCAGAAGAAGACAAAAUGUUGGUUGAAAGAAAAAUGGAAAAAAUGCUUUGCAAUUAGAAGGGCAAAAAAAAAGUGAAGUUUGGUCUGAGGGUGGCACCUGGUAACAGGUCAUGCCGUAAAUCAGGUGGCUUCAUUCUUUGUAUGGUGGCCAUUUAAGCCAUCUCUGACUGACAGCUCGUGGGUCAGGGUCCGUUCUAUGUUUGUUGAUUUGGUUUACAUUACAUUACUCAUAUUCAUGUUAAUGAACAUGCUAUGUUAUCAUUAAUCCCAGACCACCGAGAAAGGCUGGCAAGGAUUCAGACAUUAGACUUUUAGGUAUACUCGUGCAGUUUCGUCUUCAUUGGUGCUGUAUGCAAAGUCCACCAAAGUCCUCAGGAUUCAGCCUCAGUGCAUCAUAUGUCAUACCAAUCCAUCCAGUGGAUGUUGAACUAGUUCAGUGUUGGAGCAACGGAACAACCGACACGCUGACAGCCCUACAGCUGGUCUGGCAAAUAUAGCUUUUAUCAAACACAAUUUGGAUAUUUCGACUAUUUAUCACCGUGCCAGGAGUCAUUCAUGCCAGGACCUCUUUGGAUAUUUAAGUGGAAUUAUUUAAACUAACGGAGAGGAGACACCUUUGGACUCUCAGACUGCUUGGACAUCCGACUGCACAAACGGCAAACGCAAGAGACUAACGUUUGACCCCCAGAAAGGUGCCACUUUGGAAUAUGCAAGAAGGACAGACGAUAAUGGAGAAAAGAUUGUAGAUUACUAGCCAAAAUCAUUUGUAAUGCUUAACCAUUCCAUUAGGUUUUGAAGGAAGUAGUGAAGCUGUAUGAAGUACCUCAGCUUACAAACUGUGACAGAAAGAAGACUUAGAGUAGAAAUGUGUUUCUUCUUUAAUGUGAGCCAUGUUUUUUAUCUUUUUAGUUCUUACUGCCACAGGGAGCAAAAUAAUCGGACGAAUUGAGAUGACAAAGAGAAACUUAAACCGAUUCUUCCACGCCGGUUUAAAAUGGGAACUGAUCUGAAUAUUCCGCCUCGAUUGCUGACUGAGGACAAAGGAGUGUCUCUCCCUUGUGUGUGGAGCUUAUUGUUCUUAAUCAGUGACGGACUGGGAUCAAAAUAACGGCCCUGGCAUUUGCAGCACACACCGGCCCUUUUUUCAAACCCAACAACACCAGCCCCACUUAAAUGCUGACAUGAAAAAAACAACACGCACUAUGGCUACAGCCGAUGCCUGGUGACUGUGCCGAAAAACUGGAUUUUUUUACUCCGAACACACAGAACCGACAGCUAGCGGCCGUGAGGAAUCAUUCGCCGAUUUUUACAUAAAGUGUAUUGGAUUAAAAUCGCUUACUGCUCCUUUAAAGCAGAGUAGGCCACCGCUACAGGCAACUGGUUGUGACAGUCUGACUGUCCCAGUGUGUGGCUCUGACAAGUCAGACUGUGAAUUCUCAACUGUUGCAUUUUCAUCAAAUUGUCAUUCUUUUCUUGGUGUGUUUUGCGGGCAAUGCGGCCCGCACUUCCAUUUCACAUUCCUCACUUAGAAAUGUUGCGUUUGCCCAGUUCACAAAAUCGUCUGCGGCCUCUUUCACGCCGUCGAAGGGUUUUUCAGCUACUCGUGUGUUUCUUUACCCAUCCGAUGGGCGUCCAGGAGAUCCGUCCCGCCGGCCUGGGGGUACUUUGACAAGUGCGAAGACAUGCGAAAGGAACACUUGCGUAGUCAACACUUGUGGCUGCAUGCAUAAAACAACUGUUUUUAAAUAAUCAAAUACUAAAUUUAUCAACAUAUUGACCCAUUCUGAGCGGCCCAUAUAGUGGGCGGCCCUUCUGGCAUUUGCCCAAAUUCCAGAUGGCCAGUCCGUCACUGUCCUUAAUGAGGACAUAACUGACGGUUUCAGCCAACAUUUUUCAAUUACAUUCCUUUUCCUAGUCGGCAGCUCGUUUUCACAGUAAAUCAAAGACAAAGUGACCCAAAAAGCUAUUUCACCAUCCACAAUAGUUUGUGAAGCUCCAGUCUGUAGGAAUUAGUGGCAUAAAUUCGACCAUAGUCUUCGGGUAACGCAAAAACAUAUCCCCAGACUUUGGUUUGUCUGUUCUGGGCUACUGUAGGAACAUGACGGUGCAACACGGUGGGCUGCGUGGAAGAGGACUCCCUCUUGAGAAAAGGUAGAAGUUAAUGAGAACACAAUGAAUCCUAGUUUCAUGCGGUUAUACACUAAUGAAUCUGCAUCUAUCUGCCGACAGAUUCCCCCAAAUCCUACACACCGUACCUUUACUUUAAGGCAUAGAGUACAGUACACAAAGAAAGAAUAAAUGUCACUUUGAAAAUAUGCGAACGGGACAAGGCAGUCAGAACAGAGGGAACUGAAAUCUCUAAAAAUCAACUUGUAGUCAUCAGCCAGUCUUUGAACGUUGACUAUUUUCGAUGACUCCUUUCACAUUAUAGGAUGCCCCCCUGUAUGUUCAGAAAUAUGGUCCUGGCAUACUGUCUUAUCUUGUGUAUUAUUAUUUCAUGGUGAUUGACAGAGCUUCCUGCUUUGGUUCCACCUGCCAAAUGUCACAUCAGAAAGAUGGGAAAUGUGAUGACACAGAAUAUUUUUUUUUUAUUCUGUCUUGGCAUGAAAUUGUUACUGUGUUCAGGUUUUCCUCUGGACACUUUCAGCUCGUCAGGUUUGGCCCGAAACACUGCUCUGUGUGCCGCUGCUUUUAUCGUGCAUCAGUAUGUCCGUCUCAGAGAGGAGGUGCGAGGCUUCAUGAUGUGUAUUAGUUGAUCGACAGUGUCAGUGAGAAAAUAAAAUAUGCACAUGAAACUUUU
Messenger RNA from Scophthalmus maximus (turbot), 5117 nucleotides. RefSeq names its product G protein-coupled receptor 4 (gene gpr4). Lineage: Eukaryota; Metazoa; Chordata; Actinopteri; Pleuronectiformes; Scophthalmidae. Gene Ontology annotation, cellular component: membrane. The coding region runs from base 858 to 1973 and encodes 371 amino acids. The record is from RefSeq and is a predicted model, not a curated record. Gene Ontology annotation, molecular function: G protein-coupled receptor activity. The transcript is spliced from 4 exons. Gene Ontology annotation, biological process: G protein-coupled receptor signaling pathway.